Pseudocercospora fijiensis CIRAD86 is the source of this 2166-nucleotide messenger RNA. RefSeq lists its product as uncharacterized. Gene Ontology annotation, biological process: cell division. The coding region runs from base 1 to 2166 and encodes 721 amino acids. Gene Ontology annotation, molecular function: protein binding. The record is from RefSeq and is a predicted model, not a curated record. The transcript has 4 exons. NCBI's taxonomy places the organism in Eukaryota, Fungi, Ascomycota, Dothideomycetes, Mycosphaerellales, Mycosphaerellaceae.
AUGUCUCCCACCACCGGCAUUGCCGCUUCACAGCUGAAGCAGCUGAUAUACUACCACUUGGACAAUGAGAUGCUCGACAAUGCGAACUUUCUUGCCGGACGACUGCAUGCUCUCGAGCCCAGAAACCCCGACACUUCACACUUGCUCGCCCUUACAUACUUCCGCUCCCAGCGCUUCAAGGCUGCCUACGACUUCAGUCUGAAGUAUGGCGCAAAUGGUCGACAUCUGGGAUGCGCAUAUAUUUUUGCGCAGUCCUGUCUUCAACUAGGCCGGCACAUGGAGGGCGUGACUGCUUUGGAGAAGGCCAAGCAUGCUUGGCUGAACAAGAACGACUGGAACAAGCACUCGGAGACAUCUCGUCGGCAUCUUCCAGAUGCUUCCGCUGUUCUGGCGCUAUUGGCGAGAUUAUUUCGCGCGCAUGGAGAUUUGCGAAAAGCAGGGGAUUGCUAUAUUGAGUCGCACAAGUGCAAUCCUUUCAUCUGGGAUUCUUUUGAGGGGCUCUGCAAAAUCGGCGCAGAUCUGAAGCUUGAGAAUAUGUUCAAACCCACACAUGGCAUGCCAGGUACUGUCGAGAGCUCGAGCGCGAGCGACGUCUACGUGGAUGAAGAUUCGAGACACCCACCAGUGGCACAUUCAUCUCUUGCGAGAGAUAAUUUGUCUGCCAUGGACGACCCCUUCACUUCCUCACGAGGAGACUCUGAAGAGUGGCAGAAUCGGAGCGAUGUUUUCAUGGAUCCACCAGCGGCACCCUCGCGAAGACCGCGGGCAGGACAGCAGUUCGAGACGUCGGACCGUUCGCGGUUCCCGCCUUUGAGAGGCCAGACAGGUUCUGUCGAGCCAGCAGAAGAUCUAUCGCAAGCACCUCCUCGAAAGCCAAGCGUCGGUGGGCAGAAGCGUACGAUUUCAGGGGCAGCUCCUCAGACCGCCGCCGAUUCGCUGUCACAGCCUCGCAGAAGUAAUCGCCUUUUCACGCAAGAGACCUCCUCACGGACGACUCGCUCAGCCGUGAGUUCGACAGCUGCCUCAGCCGCUGCCCGUGCUGAUAGGACGGCACGUACGGCAAAACCGGCGACAGGCACCAAAGGUCGGACUGGAAUCGUCGGACGCGUGCUGCCACCACCGACUGGACCAUCAGAAGCUGAACUUCUAGCCGAGAAGCAAGCCAUGUCCUCGCUUCUCGACAAUUUCCGACAGCUGGCGCUAGGAGCAAAUGCGGCAUCCAGAUUUGAUUUGCAGGAUGCCAUUACGCAUUUCAGAACAUUGCCAACAGCACAGCGCGAGACGCCAUGGGUUCUUGCUCAAUUAGGCAAGGUGUACUAUGAGCAGGCUGAGUAUCGGCAAGCCGAAGAUUGCUUUGACCGCCUGAUCAAGAUGCAGCCUUCGCGAAUUGAGGACAUGGAGAUCUACUCGACGGUGCUGUGGCAUCUGAAGAAGGAGUCUACUCUGGCUUUCUUGUGUCGCAUUCUCCGCGACAACCAUUUCGACGCACCGCAAACAUGGGUGGCGGUAGGAAAUGCAUUCUCUCUGUCGCGCGAACACGAUCAAGCUAUUUCUGCUUUCAAACGUGCAACUCAGCUGGACGACAAGUUUGCAUACGCCUGGACCCUGAUGGGCCAUGAAUAUAUUGCAAACGAAGCCUUCGACGCCGCGCUUUCCUGCUUUAGACAAGCCGUGGCAGCCGAUCGCAGGUUGUACAACGGCUGGUUCGGGCUUGGCAAAUGCUUUCAGCAGAUGGGCAAGUUGGAAGAGGCUGAGCGGCACUAUCGCAUCGCGGCGUCCAUCAACCCUUCGAAUCCGACACUGCUCGUGUGCAUUGGAGUCGUUCUGGAGCGGUUGCGGAAUAAGAAGGGUGCACUCGCCAAUUACACCAAGGCAUUGGAGCUUGCACCCGGCCAGGCAUUGGCGCGAUUCAAGAAGGCGCGUGUGUUGAUGCAUAUGAAGUACUAUGACGAGGCGUUGGACGAGUUACAGACUCUCCGAGAUCAGGCACCAGAUGAGGCAAAUGUGUGGUUCUUACUUGGCAAGUGCCACAAGGGCCUCCAGGAUCGUGCUGCGGCACUGAGGGCAUUCACAACUGCCCUCAAUCUAGACGCCAAGGCAGCACCUUUCAUCAAGGAAGCCAUGGAAGCACUGGACGAAGAUGACGAGGACAGUGACGACGAUUAG